Durusdinium trenchii is the source of this 423-nucleotide messenger RNA. Lineage: Eukaryota; Dinophyceae; Suessiales; Symbiodiniaceae. The record is from the annotation of a GenBank genome assembly.
GAUUUCAACCAAGCGUUGCAGAAACCUGAGCUUCGAUCCUGGAUGGCCACAUUGGACCUGGAGUCCUAUGACCUUGUGAAUUUGUUCCAUCUUAUUGACGACGGUGAUGGCCGUAUCACAGUGGCCGAGUUUUUGGAUGGUGCUAUUCGACUUCGGGGCUUAGCCAAGAGUGUCGAUCUGGCACAGGUGCUGAACACCACCCGGCGAGUCGAUGUGAAGAUCGAGGCCCUUUUGAUGAGCAUGAAGGAACUUACCAACAACCACAAGGUUGACACCUUCAAAACGGAGGCCAUGGGGAAGAUGUCAAAAGUCACCACCCGCCGGCUCUCCUACAGCAAGAGGUGUGAAGAGCCGCCCAGUGGUGGCCUCGCAUCAUCCCUCAUCCCCUCCAUCUUCAGGAAGAGCGCAACCCUGAACAGCUAG